Molecule: messenger RNA, 471 nt
Organism: Beauveria bassiana ARSEF 2860
Lineage: Eukaryota; Fungi; Ascomycota; Sordariomycetes; Hypocreales; Cordycipitaceae
Exons: 3
Coding region: 1-471 (156 amino acids)
Biological process (GO): positive regulation of TOR signaling; cholesterol homeostasis; lysosome organization
Cellular component (GO): Ragulator complex; late endosome membrane; membrane raft
Source: RefSeq, a predicted model, not a curated record
AUGGGUGCCUGCUAUUCGUGUCUCGGGCUGCGGAACAAGGACACAUACGACGAGCAGGAGGAGAAUAGACUACUAUACGACGACGACGUUACCAUGCAUUACGGCAGCUUCGCGGAAGGUCACGGCGGUGACGAGUCUAUUGAAGCCCAACGUGAGAAUGAGGCUCUGCAGCAAGUAGUUGCAAAGACAUCAAGCAACAUGGUUGACAUAUUCGAGAUUGCGCCACAACAGCCCAACGCAGGAUCGGCCGCUGGAUUCGGUUACGCAGGACACGGCGGCCGAGUUGCGCGCUAUCAGCACCUUGUAUCAAAACUGUCAUCAGAAGAAGUCGACCAACCCGCUGGCAUCAAAAUCGACUGGUUCACAGAAGACGACUCGCAACACGAACGCCCCAUGAGCCUCAAGACAUUAGACCACGACGAGGGUGCGCUCGUCGGAACUUUCGCGGACGCAGCAGCGGCGAUGGAUUAA